Molecule: messenger RNA, 2872 nt
Organism: Maylandia zebra (zebra mbuna)
Lineage: Eukaryota; Metazoa; Chordata; Actinopteri; Cichliformes; Cichlidae
Gene: dnajc5gb
Product: DnaJ (Hsp40) homolog, subfamily C, member 5 gamma b
Source: RefSeq, a predicted model, not a curated record
UCUGUGUUGCGGCUCCUUUCACAACUUCCCUCCAGGUCCCGAGGAGGCAAAGUUAACAUAAAAAGGUCGUGUAACUGAGUUAUUUUAAUGAAUAAAUAUUAAAUUAGUCAACGGACAACAUUCGGACUCUAUGAUUCGACGGAAAACAGAGAAUAUCUUUAUUUAUCUGAAAACACAUCCUGAAACAUGGAGGAUCCAAACAGACCACAGAGGAAAAUGUCAACAGCAGGAGAGAGUUUGUACAAGUUGCUGGGAGUGGAGAAGGGAGCGUCUCCUGACGAAUUGAAAAGAGCCUACAGGAAAAUGGCAUUAAGGUAUCACCCUGAUAAGAACCCAGACAACCCCGAAGCAGCUGAGAAGUUCAAGGAGAUCAAUAAUGCCCACUCCAUCCUCACUGAUCUGGACAAGCGUGGUAUCUACGACCAAUAUGGAUCCAUGGGCCUCUCGGUGGCCGAGCAGUUUGGGGAGGAGGGAGUCAAAUAUUACUUUCUCAUGUCCAAGUGCUGGUUCAAGACCCUGUUUGUGUGCUGCACUAUUUUCACCUGCUGCUGCUGUUGCCUCUGCUGCUGUUGCUGCUGCGGAAAGUGCAAACCACAAGAUGAAGAGGACAAUUUCGUCUACAUGGACCCUGAGGACCUGGAGGCUCAGAUUAGAGAACAAGAUGCAGCAGACCAUCCCGUAAUAGUUAUUCAGCCGAACUCUAGCGAUGCUGCUAGCCAUUCAGCAGACCAUCCCGUAAUAGUUAUUCAGCCGAACUCUAGCAAUGCCGCUAUGCAUUCAGGGGAGAACACACCGAUUGUGAUUCAGACUCACGCAGCCAAGGGGGGCUCAGGACCUGGAGAAUGAACGACUGUAUCAAACACUGAAGUGCAGAAAAUGUUUUCAUCUCAGAGAUUUGUUUGUUUACAUGAGUCAAACUGCAAUUUAUUUGAUUGUGCCAUAGUUAUUUUUUUUAAAAUGUGCUUUUUCUUUGAUCCAGUCUUGUAUUUAUUCUUUUAAAAUGUUAAAUUUCUGAAUUUGGGGCGGAGACUAAUAACAAAGCCAUGCAGAUCAAAGCCUCUGAGCUCGGGGAUAAUUAUUUUUUUCCUGCGCACUUUAAACUCACACAUUCAUAUUGAAUGUUUGGAAUAUUCUGAAGCUGCCAUGAUCAGAGCACGUUUUGGCCCAAGAUUCAGAAAUUUUCAGAUUUUUAUUUUUAAUAUGCCGAUUCAGGGGUUUCUGUGGAAGCUUGCUUCCAGCACUGGAAAGGGGAAAAAAAAAAGCCAAGCGUAAAUCAGAAUUUUGGUGUCAGAUCUCAAAAUUUCGACUCAAUGACUCAGGAUCUCAAGUCGAGUCUCACUUAAAGUUUCACCUAAUCAGACGUGUGAGCCGGCAAGUGGAAAUUUUGAGAUGGUGACUUGAAACAAAACAAAAAAAAAAAUGCUUGUUCGGUCGCACUGCACAUAGAAACAGACUCUAUGUUAAACGGUUUACUGAUGUGGCCACAGAUCACACACAGAUUUAUCAAACAAAGGUUUAGUUUUAAAAUUUUAGCGCUGCCUUAUGUGACACAUUCAGUUGCCAGCUUGUAAAUGACUCUUUGAAGUUUAGUCUUGUGAUGCUUGCAGAGAUUUUAAGGAAUUACUAAAUUGCCUAAUUCUGAGAGUUGGAUGAAGACUGUUGAUCACAUUUGUGUUUGUCCACUUGAAAUCUGUAAAUGGAUCAAAUACCCCCCAAAAUGAUUUGUCUUCCUAUAAAUGCCAUAAUUGUAAAACCAGAUUUAUAUACCUGCUUUUAAUUAACACAAAAAGAUUGGAUUUACUUCAAUGGUACGUUUAGAAAUUAGUCUAAACGCACCAUUGAGUUACAUUUGGCACACCCCUUUAGGGCGAGUGCAGCAAUGUGUAGAAACCAAAGAAAUCACACGGAGGCUUCUGCUGUAGCGCCCUCUUUGUGUGUGAUUUCACCUAACAACAACCAGCAAGCCCCAGGAACCACUCGCCGACCAGCUGGGGGAGCACACCUUUUUCCAAGCCGCCUCCUCCCUCACUACCUGAAGCAAAGAACCGGCUGGACCAGUGGACCACUGUUUAUUCUGUUUGUGCAAAGAUUAAACAAAAGACAUGUUUUGGACAUGUUGAUUGAUGUUUCCACUUGUGAUGUUUUCAACCUUUAUGCUUAAGUCCCUUUGGCUCCUGCUCAAGCUUACUUAAUUAUACACACAGGCACAGUGACAAUAAUCUGUUUUAACUCCUGGAAAGUGAGCCAGUGUUUCAGAAGAGGUACAGUUGGUCAUUUUUGUCAUUGCACAUAAGUAAAAAAAAUAUGCAGGGAGGUGAAUAGAGUUGUGUGAAUUUUUCUACACUUGACACUAAAACCAUCGUUUGUUUCUUUAGAAAAUAAGAUCGCAGCUUUCUGAUUUAUUGCCAUUUUGACUUUUUUGUGUAUGUCGUGAUUGUCUUGUAAAGUCAGAGAUGUAUAUUUAUGAUUAGAGGAUUUAUUACAAAUUGAGUAUUAAGGUAAAGAUUCUUUUGUUUAAAUGAUAUUUUUCUAUUUUCUCUCGGGGUAAAAAUGUUGAGGUUGUGCUUCAUUUUGAUUUCAUUUUAUACAAAUCUGGCUAUAAUAAUAAUUUGGAUGCUGAUUUUCUGACGAUCCUUGACUGCGGUGUAUUUAAAAGCCUGCUUGUAUACUUUUGUAUGCCAAUGAUUAUACUUGACGCAAAAGUGCCUGAAUGCAGUUUUUGAAUAAUUUUACAGAAGUGUAUUUUAUGUCAUUAUCUAAACAUUUCCAUGCUGAGUUUGUUCUGUCUACUUUGACAGAUUUCCAACUGUUGGUGUAAAUUUGAGUUUCUUCUAAAGCAUUUCAUGAAAUAAAGUUGAAUAAUUCAGAAAAU